AUGGUUGUCCAAGCCCGCAGGCGAUGGUGGCAGAUCCAGUGGUACGCCGACACGGAUACAACUUCCGAGCGGAAGCUCAUCAACAAGCUCGACCUCCUCAUCGUCCCCUACGCCGUGCUCAGCUACUGGGUCAAGUACAUCGACCAGGCCAACCUCAACAACGCCUACGUCGCCGGCCUCAAGGAGGACCUGGGCUUCAAGGGCAAUGAGCUGGUCCAGCUGCAGACCUUCUACGUCAUCGGCGCCGUCACGGGCCAGCUGCCCAUGAUGUUCGUCCUCACCUACGUCCCGAUCCACUGGCUCAUCCCCUUUCUCGACAUUGCUUGGGGCGUCUUCACGCUGCUCCAGUUCCGCGUCACCGGGUUCGCCGAGCUUGCCGCGUACCGCUUCCUUGUCGGCUGGUUCGAGGCCGCCUUCUUCCCGGUCAUGCACUAUCUCUUUGGAUCCUGGUAUCGCGGCGACGAGAUCGCUCGACGCGGCGGCAUCUUUUACGUCGGGCUUUCUCUGGGCACUCUCACAGCCGGUCUCAUCCAAGCUGGCGCCUCAGCCCGGCUUGAGGGUGUUAAUGGCCUCGCCGGGUGGAGAUGGAUGUACAUCAUCUGCUCCCUCAUCACUAUCCCCGUCGGUAUUUUGGGUUACUUCGUCAUCCCGGGCACCCCUGAGCAGCCUAACCGGCUGGUUCUCAAGAGGGAAGAUAUCGAGCUGAGCGUCGAGAGACUUAAGCGCGCUGGCCACUCGUCGCAUGGAAAAUUCAAGUUUGGUGCACUGAAGAAGGUCUUCCUGUCACCUCAGUUCUGGGGCAUCAUCCUUGUUGAUGUCUUGUUCUGGAACGCCGGCCUCCACACGUCGUCCGGAAGCUUUCUGCUAUGGAUCAAGAGUCUCGGCCGAUACUCUGCGGCGCGCGUCAACGAGCUCGGCACGAUUGCGCCCGCCCUGGGCAUCUUCUACACCUUGUUCAUCUGCUUCGCCUCGGAUCUCGUUCUCGGCCCGGCCUGGGCCAUCACGCUGUCGCACGCGUGGAACAUCAUCGGGCUUGUCAUCCUGGUCGUCUGGAACGUUCCCGAGCCGGCCAAAUGGUUCGCCUUCUCGACCAUUUACUCAUCGUACGCCAUGUCGAGCGUCUUCCACGGAUGGGUCAACACCCAGCUGCGGUCGUCGCCGGCCGAGCGGUCCUUCACUCUGGUCCUGAUCAAUGCCAUCUCCCAGUCUUCCACGGCCUGGACCCCUCUCUUGGUGUUCCCCACAGUCGAAGGUCCGCGGUAUCCCAAGGGUUUUGCGUUCACUCUCGGUUCUUCCAUCCUGUUGAUUGUCGCGACGCACAUCUUACGGAUGUACAUCAAGAAGAGAGACCCGCAAGUCGGGAACACGACCGGGUUCCCCGAGAGUGACCCGGAAGACCACGCCACUGUGGGAGACGUAAAAGGGACGGCGGUGGCGGUGGGCGCCAGGGAUGACCGGAGCGACUGA
Messenger RNA from Colletotrichum destructivum, 1467 nucleotides. Its product is annotated as Putative major facilitator superfamily, MFS transporter superfamily. Bases 1 to 1467 code for a protein of 488 amino acids. Gene Ontology annotation, molecular function: transmembrane transporter activity. Lineage: Eukaryota; Fungi; Ascomycota; Sordariomycetes; Glomerellales; Glomerellaceae. The transcript is spliced from 3 exons. Gene Ontology annotation, cellular component: membrane. Gene Ontology annotation, biological process: transmembrane transport. The record is from RefSeq and is a predicted model, not a curated record.